Apis cerana (Asiatic honeybee) is the source of this 11433-nucleotide messenger RNA. It is a transcript of the gene Atg17, whose product is annotated as autophagy-related 17. Lineage: Eukaryota; Metazoa; Arthropoda; Insecta; Hymenoptera; Apidae. Gene Ontology annotation, molecular function: protein kinase binding; molecular adaptor activity. Gene Ontology annotation, biological process: piecemeal microautophagy of the nucleus; reticulophagy; positive regulation of protein phosphorylation. The record is from RefSeq and is a predicted model, not a curated record. Gene Ontology annotation, cellular component: Atg1/ULK1 kinase complex; phagophore assembly site membrane.
GGAGUCUUUUGGGCGGGCUGGCCGUUUCACUCUUGUCGUCGGACUAGAAGAAGCUUGACCGGCCCGAAAAUGCUGUAUAUAUUCCACGUGGACACCGGCACCACCAUCACCUUCGACAUUAAAUUGGCGCUGCAGACUGUCGCCCAACUGAAGGAAGCGAUCGAGAGAGAAUGCGGCGUGGUCUCGGCGCACCAGGUGCUCCUGAUGAGCGGAGGCGAAAGCCUGGAACCAACCGCGCGUGUGUGCUCCUACUCGGCCGGAACCGACACGAAUCCGAUCUAUUUGUUCAGCAAGGCCGCCAUUGAGAGCCAUCUUCCACCCACGCCGAGCAUAGAUUACGGUUCCGAUGUCGAUCUUCAGAAUCAGAUCGACGCGUCGCUCGCGAUGCCGGCCACUUAUCAGACCCUGAUCGCCCGCGCCCAAUUGGCACAGCAGUGCUGCGGAUUGGCGCGGGAGCAGACGAGGAUCUGCGAGAGGCUGGUCCACGAUCAGCACCUUCAGCAACAGGGGUGGGCUGCCGUGGUCGCGAAUCUGGAGGACAUCACUCAGAUGUUCCAGUCACGGGCCGACCUCCUGCAGCAGAGCUUCGCCGUUUACUUGUCGGAGAGGCAGCGGCACAUGGAACUACUCGAAAACUUUAACGCGGACCUGGGCACCCUAGCGAAAAUUCCAAUCCUGCCAGCGCUGAGGGCCCAGGCGGAGGGUUUGCUGAGCCCGGACGAGCAACCGAGUCAGCCCGAAAAGGACACCGAGGGGAGAGAGAAGGUUCUGAGCCUGCUUCGAUGGAUCUCGGCGAAAGACAAUCAAAGCAGUUUGGAGCAGGUGGCGGAGCAGUGCUCGAGGGGUCUGGAACAGUUCGACGAGAGGGUGAUGGAGGCGUUGAAGGCCGAGGUGAACGCGGCCAUCGACAGCGCGAACAAGCAGGACAUGAAGGAGAUCAAGGGCCUGGGCGAGAGGUUGUUCGCUUUGGAGCAGCUGAUGGCGCAGACGAAGAAGCUGGUCCAGGAGCAGGGGGAGCUCGCCCAGGGUUUCCUCCAGAAUCAGAGUCGGGCGAACAACUUGGGCGAUGCGAGCGUGCUUCCCGACCUGUGCACGUCGCACAGGCGGCAGCUGCUCGUCAUGCUGCAGAAUCACAACAAGUUGCGCGACAUCAGGCGUCGGUGCACGAAGGCGAAGGAGGAGCUGUCCGUGAACAUCUAUCACCGGCUGAAAUGGAUCAUGUACGUGGAGAACAAGAUGAUGGAGGUGGAUGGCAAGUUGGUCAUGUAUCACGAGAGUCUGAAGCGUUUGAGGAGGCACCUCGAGGUGCUGCAGCAGAUCCAUCUCGCGCCGCAGAUGUACAUGAACGCCGUGGCCGAGGUCGUUCGUAGGAGAACGUUCUCCCAGGCUUUCCUGGUCUGGGCCAGCAACUUGGCCUGCCAAUUGCUCACCGUUCACAGCGAGGAAUUGGCUCGCAGAAGGGAGUUUCAGAGCAAAUUCGACGGCCACUUCCUCAACACCUUGUUCCCCGGCCUUGAGGACACGCCACCGCCAUUCGCCACCCAGGCGCCAUCCGUUUUCGAUAACGGAUUGCCAAAGUUGACGGCGGAGGAUAUGGAAUCCCUUAGAUCUCAGCUACCCGAUCUGGCGCUGACCAUCUCGUCGCCAGAUUUGAACAGCAUCACUCAGUUCUUCCUGUCGAAGAGUCUUACCAGCGGCGACGAGAACAACAAGGAGAAGGAUAGCGCUUCGAUGCGCGUGGACGUGGCCACCAAGGAGCAGGAACGAGCCAGAGCACCGAUGCUGUUCGACAGGGGUGGCUUCGAAUCGGAGACGGACACGGAGGAGUUCGAGAAGAUCGGGCAGGGCGCGACGGACUCUAAACCGGAGUCCUUCGAUGGCGCGAAACAAACGCGUCAGAAGCAAUUGGAGGUUGGUGCCUCGCGAAGCGUCUCCCCCGCUUCCUCGACCUCGACUAACGUAUCCCCGCUUAAUUCGAAAGUCGCGGACCUGACGAACCGGUCAUCCUCCUCGAGCGAGCCUGGAUCCUUCCAUUUUCCCAGUCUGUCCGUGAGCGAGCGUCCAGCUCAGCUGAGCCCGCUAACCGAGUGCGCCGAGAACGGCGAGUCGAGCUGUUUGCUUCACCGUGCUACCACCAACUGUCUUCCUAAGUAUCACGAGACGCCAUCGAGCACGAUGCCCGCCGAGGAGCCAAACUCCCUAAGUCCGAAUCCUCCCUCCUCCCUGUCACGGUCCGUGAUGUGCGACGGCCAGCAGCAGCAACGCCACCAGCUGUCCGGCAGUGGCGGUAGCAGCCCAUCCGUCGGAGUUGGGGCUACCGACUUCAUGGGUACUGAAUUUUACAUGGACGAGUCUCUUCCGAGCAGCCUCAGCGAGCAUCCCGCAGACGGCCAGCACCAGGCUAUCGUUUCCCUUCUCCAGGAGAAUCUCGGGAACACUCGGGAAGAGGUGGAAAGGCUCCGUUCCAUAUUGAAAACGAUGAAGGCGGUGGUGUACGAGGCGUUGAGGUCCGUUCGCAAGGAGUUGGCUGUUCUCAGGGAUCGAUCGAACGAGGGCGCGACCGGUUUCUCCAAGACGACGGACCAAUUUCGGGAGGCUCUGUCGUUGUACACGCGCGAGUGCGAUCGCCGUCUUCGAGAACGGGAGCAGGAGUUGACGGUGGACCACGAGCUCGAGAUGGCGGACGUGAAGAAGAUGAUAGAGAGUCGCGAGGAGGAGAUAUGCACGUUGAAGCGGAGCGUGAUCGAGAAGGAGACCGAGCUGGCCGAGCACGAGCGCCUGAUAUCGACCAUGCGGCAGAAGUUGGAGAGCGAGCAAACGGAGAUGAGGGAUCUGCAGACGCGCCUUCACCAGCAGUUGGAGGAGGCUUUGGAGCAGGCGCGCGCCGAGAAAGAGUCGGCCGUGAAGAACGCCAACGACGAGAGAUUCUUGGAGAUUGCGUCGCUCACGAAUUCCGUCACGCAAUGCCAGAAGCGUAUCCAGGAAUUGGAGAAGAGUUUGGACACGGCGCGCAGCGAUCAGAAGAGGAUGGUGAAGGAGGCGACCGAAAAGCUGCAGAUGGAGUACAAGAGCGAGUUGCAGUCGAUCAGGAGCCGGUUCAAGCUGAUGACCGCCUCCACGACCAUGGAGAGCAGCCCGAGCGACAGCACCGACAAGAUCGAAAGACCAGAUUUCAUCGAGUUGGCCGGCCACGUGUUGACCACGGCGCCGCAAGACAUGAAGCAGGAGAAACGGACCAUCGAGGACACGGAUUGCGUGGCGAAAUUGGUUCACGAUCUACGAUUGGCCACGCAGGUGAUCGAGGAGAAGGACAGAGAGAUGGAGAUGUUCAGGAGGAGGGAGGUGGCGUUGACGGACGAGUGUAAGCGUUACAAGAGCACGAUCAGGCGUUUGACCGAGUCGGAGAGUUUUAAGAGCGAGCCGGGUUUGCACAAGGAGAGCAGCGACGAGCAGCUGGAAAUGAGCCAGAGCAGCUUGGAGGAGGUGGCGAAGAACUUGGAGGCGGAGAAGGACGAGGUGGAGGUGUCCGAAUCGAAGAAGGUGCGGCUGGAGGCGAGCAACGACGAGCCGAGCUGCCUCUCGAGACGGCUCGAGAUGCUGGAGAACGAGAACAAGAGGUUGAGCGCUGAAUUGCAAUCGCUCCGCGAGAGCAAAGAGUCGGCCGAGGCGAAGAUAGAGGCCUUAGAGGCGGACAAGGUCCGGCUCGAGAUCGAGCUGGUGAAGGAACGUCCGAGAAACUUCGCCGCCCCCGACUCCUCGUCCUCGUCGGAGUGCCGCGAGAAGGACAUGAACGCCUCCGUGGCGGUGGUCUCCGAGUCGAGCGCGCGCAGGGACGCGGCGACCAGCCCGAAACCGCAGCGUCGAUGCGGUUGCACGACGUGCUUGACGCACGUCCAAAAGAAAAUGCAGAAAACCGCCACCAAGCUGACGGAGAUGGGCCACAUCACCGUGACCAGCUGCGAUCCCGGGGACAACGUGUUGAUGUUCUGGGAUCCGACCCACGGUACGUACACGUUGUACCAGGAGUCAACAACGCUCUACUUCCUCAAUACGGAUUCCUCUUCCGAGUUGGAUCUGGGCUCGAAUCCCGACGAGUCGAAGAAUACUCAGAGCAUCGUCGAGGUUGUGGAUAAACAGUACUGUCACGCCAGAAAGUCGGAGAAUCGAUAUCGCGUACGACGCGGUACCAAAUUCUAUCGUGUGGUCGUGAAACCUGUGAGCAACAGUGCAGCUAUGUUGGCGAGCGUUCAGCAAGAAUAGAGUAGGAAAAAUGAUAAAUAGAGAGAGAGAGAGAGAGAGAGAGCGAGAGCGAGAGUGAGUGUGUGAGAAAGAGAGAGAGAGAGAGGGAGAGAGAGAGAGGGGUCCGUCGAUUCUCCGCCAAUUCGAUAAACCCUGUGACCGCGGAUCCGCGUCGCGGGAAUGAACACUUGUGGCCUUGCACGUUCAGUUCAUCCGACACGCAACCGACACGGAUCCUUAGCAUACACAUGUUCGCGAUCAUCCGGAAUUAUUCUCGGAUCAAGGCCAAAACCUGCCAGACCUUAUAGACGCAUCCUUGAAUCAGUCGAAUCGAAUGGAAGAAGAAGAAGAAGAAGAAGAAGAAGGGAAGUUUUUUUGGAGAGAUCGAGAGAAAAGGUAUGGGGCUACCUUUUGUUCAUGGGUGCCACGAUCGAAUCGGGGAUCAGAGGAGGAAGGAUGCGCUGGCGUUUCAUUGUGAUAUAAAUAAUUUUUAAACGAGCGAAACAUAUUUGCCGAAUGCUGUGGUUAGCUGUGAAGCGUAACGAUGUUUGUAUUUCCGUUUUCGGUUUUCUCUUUUAUUUUUUCGUUUCAGACGAGACCGAACGUGAGAAUGAGACAGAGAGGAAGGAAGAAUGCGCGCGUGUGUGUGUAUGAGAGAGAGAGAGAGAGAGAGAGAGAGAGACGAUAAUAAGAAAAAAAAAAGCAACCGCGAAUACAUAUAACGUUAUUACGACGAACAAUUAAACUUUAUCAAAUGAUAUUCUUCUCGAUAAGCUGAUCGCGUGCAAGGGAGAAAAAGUUAUUAGUGUGCAAGAGCGGAAGAGAAAGUUCUUUUUUUUUUUUUAUUUUAAUUUUGGAUACACAGAGGCGAAAUUUAUUUGUUAUUCGAUCGAAAACUAUUCAAAACUAUUAUUACUAUUACGAUUACGAUAACUAUAUUACUAUUACCAUUAUCUUUGCACUGAAAACAAAAUGACGAAAAAGAAACGAAGAAAAAUCGUAGUGCAUAGUAAGUUUUGGAAAGAAAGGAGGAAAAACAAAGGGGGGGAAGGGGGAGGGGUAGGAAAGAAAGAAGUAACGAAGAUAAAGCAAGACAAAGAAGGUAUAACGAAAAUCACGAAUGCUUUGUAUAUGCAAACUAUAUUAUAUAUUAUAUAUGUGAUAUAUAUAAUAUAUAUUAAAUAUAUAAACUCGUGUACACGGUUUAUUGGGUAUCGAAAACAGAAUCGGAUACCGAUACGUGCAAUAUUCGUGUACGUAAAGUAUAAACACACACGCAUACACACACAAUCACACACGCAUACACAUAGGUCCUAUAUAAGCCGAAGUCUAAGAUUUUAUAAAACGAAAUAAUCGUGUGUCGUUUCAUUUUUCGGGACACGCAUCUUUGACAUAUUAGACGGUUCGUUUCGUUUAGGAGAAAAAGAAAAAAAAUGAAAUAUAUAUAAAAAUAUAUUAUAUAUAUAUAUAUAUAUACAGAGGACGAGUAGGCAUCGUAUUGCCUCCUUCCCUCGCAUCGACCACAGUGUUUCUUCUAACGAUUUCGUUUCGGGUGCCUCGUGGUCGGUCCACUCCGUUCUUUAUUCGAAUCAUCGAUUUAUUAUGAUUCCAGCGUGGAAAAUUCGCUGCACGGAGAAUAGGAGUAAAACCACGUGAUACUCGUACAGAUAAAUAUCUUUACUUCGAAGCGUAACGACGAAUGCUUACCGACGAAAGAAAGAUUUAUUAGGUUUCUUUAGCCCCGUCGAGAUAAACCCGGUGUGAGGCAAACUCUUCGUAGGAUGAAUUUUAUAGAUAUAUGCGUACAUAUGCAUACGCAUUAACACGUAUACAAAAUAUAAACAUAUUAUACACACAUGGAAACAUACCGUACAUAUACACAUAUAUUUUUUUCUAUCGUUCAAUGUCCAAACCUGUUUAGAGGUUAACUCGGAACGACGAUCGAAAGAAAAGCGCGUAAAACGAGAGACCGUUAUUAGCUUCUUUGUGACAGAUCGCUACUAGCAUCCUUUAAUUAUCGAUUCUCUAUCGUUUUAUAUAAUUGCUAUUAUGAUUAUUAUUAUUACUAUUAUUAUUAUUAUCAUUAAUAUUAAUAUUAUUAUUAUUAUUACUUACUAUUAUUACUAUUAUUAUUAUUACUAUUAUUAUUAUUACUACUAGUACUACUACUAUUAUUAUUAUUACUAUUAUUUUAUUAUUAUUAUUAUUAUUACUAUUAUUUUAUUAUUAUUAUUAUUACGAUUAUUAUUAUUAUUAUUAUUAUUAUUACCAUUAUUAUUAUUAAAUAUUAUCGUUUUUUCCUCCGCGACAGUUUUCUAGACACUUAUAGUAUCAUACAAUAGCUGUGAUUGUUAGACUCGACGUUUACACUUCUACUACGUAUAUACAUAUAGUCGAUAAUUUAAAUCUUAAUUCCCGGGGCCGGAUGAGUAACGAUAGGUUCGUCGUCCGCUUUCAAAAAAAAAAAAAAAGAAAAGAAAAAAAGAAAAAAAGAAAGAAAGAAAGAAAAAAGAAAAAAAAAACGAAAAACAAGGGAAAAAAGAACAAAAAAGAAAAACGAAACGGUCCACGUACACUUUUCUACACAAUCUCUCUUUUGUUCCCUCCGAAUAUUUUUAUUUCUUUUUCUCUCUCUCUUUAUACACACACACAUAUAUAUAUAUAUAUUUUUUUCUUUCCUCUGCCGAAAUUCUACGAAUCGAGGAAAAUAUUAUUAAAUAGGCACACAUGCACACAGUGUACCUGAAUCGUCAGGCGGAGUUGAAAACGACGUGCUUGUUCGCUCGUCGGCCUUAAUUAUUUCAAGUUUUUCGAGCGAAGCCGCCGGCGUUCGAGGUGGCCCGCCGACACACACACGCGGCGAACAUACACACGCGUACACACGCGAUACAACGCUGAUAAGUAAGAUAAAAAAAGAAAAAAAAAGACGAAGCAGAACAAAUCCGUUCGGUAGGUUGUGUAGCUUGUCGAGAGAACGACGCACCCGCUUCUGACUCGUAGCGCAAUUAGCAAUUUCGUUUCGAGCGAUUCCUCUUUCUUUUGUCGAUUGAAAGGAAAAAGAAAAAAAAGAAAGGGGGGAAAAAGCAUGAAAAGAAGGGAAAAAUACACACACAACACACACACACACAUGUACACACAAGAGAAAAGAGAAAUUGAAAAUUAGAAAAGAUAAAAAAAAAAGAAAGGAAGGAAGGGAAAGAGUAAAAUUCGCGAGAGCACGCAUGCACAGAUUUAGCACGAAUUCUACGUGACGGUAAUCUGGAAUCUCGUCCAGAUUCCUCCCGUUCUCCUUCGUUAUUCGUAAUUAAUACACUUUCUCUCCGGAAACGUCGCGCUUCCACGACGAUCGACGUUUUUUUCCGUCGUCGUGUCGAUUCGCGGGCAAACGCAUCGGAUGCACGAGGAAAUCGGAAUUUCUUACUGCUCCUCCUCCCUAUCGAGUAUCCUUGAAACGAGAUGGAUGAGUCUCGGUGUCGCUCUUCCUAAUUUCUUACCAAGAUCACCUACUCGCGAAUCUCUGAAUCAAAAUAUAAAUCGUUAGAUAUACGUAUAUGUAUAUGUAUAUAUAUACAUAAAUAAAGAAGCGUCGACGAAAUGAUCACGCGCGUGUAAGAAGAAGAAUGGUCGGACGGACGAAAGAUCGUGGUGACGAGCGACACUCGCGAGACAUUGUUUUUAAUAUUCUCGGGGAUCUCGGCGUUUCCUCGUGCGUACGACAUUGUUCACGAUUUCUAUCGGUCCGAUUCUUUUCUCACUCGAAGGGCCCACUCGAGCAGAGAGAGGAUUCGAGACGCACUCUCCGCACAGUUUUCUUUUCUUUUCCACCCCUCCCCCUCCCCCUCUUCCUUUACACAUUUCUCGUAUGCGAAUAUGCGACGAAGGUAGGACGAAGGGAGAAAGCACUGCCUCGUGAAAAGCACACACAAAGAUCGAGAGCGCGACGUCGAUCGCUUACACGAUACGCGAAAGCUGUGUGAAAGCUCGACCGACCGAUGUUGGGAGAGCAUUUAUCUGCAACGUCGCGGGACGGUCACACGACGCGGCAGCUUAUGCUCCGACACGGUUGUACUCGAGCCGUUACGCCUCCAACCGCAUUUCUUUCCAGACGAUGUGUGUGACGAUUGUUAUCGUUGAUCUUUCGCUGUUCGGAUUUCGCGUUCAAUCGCGAGACGAUUUGAAGGGGAUGAAAACUUCGGCGACGAUGAUGUUUCGAGAAAGUUGGCGUAUGAUGAGAAAAAAGUUUUUUUUUUAUUUGGAAUUACUCGAGAAAGUGGACGAGAGUUGUCGAAAGGAGAUUGCUCUUGCCGAUGGUUAACGAAGAAACUUUGCAAUCCUUCGUUUAUUUUUCCUUUUUCUCGCGCAUUCGACGAUUGCAAAAUUUCUCUGUCAGAAAUUUUGUGCAGAAACGUUUGGGAGGCAAGAGAUUUGAAAGAACGCGAUUUCGAAGUCCUGUUGACGAGAGAUCGAGAAACAAUCGUGACAAACAAAUUAUUCGUGCGGCAACGACGCAGUGAAACAACGUACAACCUCGUUCUGCUACGGACGAAUCCAUAUCCACGUUAUUUUCUUUGAGAAAAGCCAGCAUCCUUGAGAAAUGCUCGUAUCUGUAUCGUAUAAUGAAAUCGAGCAGCUUGUGCGUCGAGAGUUGUGGUCUGCGCGAGAUUGAAAUCGCAAAUAUAGAAAUCAAAAAAAAAGAAAAAAAAAAAAAGAAAAAAAAAGAAAAAAGAAAAAGAAAAAGAAAAAAAUUUGCCAAGCGAAACGAACGAACCCGAGUUUUUCGUUUCGUCGCGAAAGCAAUGGGACUUUUAGAAGCUAGGAGGAUCAAUUUUACUCCGUUCUUUCGACGCUUCUCGGAUCUCAAAGGAGCCGCCGAGUAAAUUUAUAAGUUCGCGAGUAAAUUUAAUUAACGCGCCGCGUUAAAAAGAAGAAGAAGAAGAAGAAGAAAAAAAAAAUAUGUAUACAUCGAUCGAUCGGUAGUGGAAGAAUGAAUUUUUCCAAUUUGCUCUUUCGUCCAAAGUGGACGGUAAUAUUAUUACACUUACGCGAAUAUAUCAAAGCGACGUGCCUGCAACGUUUUUAGCAACGUGUUAAUUUCUCAUGGUCGCAAAGAAUUCGAUCGAAAAGGAGUACGAAGGAAUGCGAAAUCACUUGAAUGAUCGCGGAGAGAAUCGUUUUCAAGAGUCGAUCGAUUCUAUUUUUUUUUUUUUUCUCUUUUUUUCCCCCCCCUCUAAUUUUAUAUUAUUUUUGAUCGAUCUGGUCUCUCGAGAGCGGAGAUGCACGAGGAUCCAGACGCGAGAAGGGACGAAGAGACGAGAACGCGCGAAUGUUCUUUCUUUUUUUUUCGAGAGAACGUUUUCAUUCGAAAUGAAAAGUCGCGUGAAAAACCACGUUCCGAAAGAAAGAAAGAAAAAAAAAAGAACCGUACCGGAGCCACACCUCAGAAGAAAUUUGCUUCUUUUAGGGAAACGGGAUGAUAAGCGAGUGAGAGGAAUGAUUCGGUUAUGUCGGAAACAGAAAACAAGAUGGAGAGGAAAAUAUCGAUAGUAAGGGAAAUUGAUUGAGAGAGAGAAAGAAAGACAGAGAGAGAGAGAGGAGAGAGGAAAGAGUAUAUAUAUAUAUUAUAUAUAUAUAUGCAUGUGGAUGAUAAAGCCGCGUUUUUAUUUUUCUAGCGAUUAUUCUAUAAACGAAGCGUCGUUUACCCUCUUCUCCCACCCCCAUUUUUUUACCUAGACGCCUAAAGUGAGUGAAUGAGUAAACGAGUAAAUGUGUCUGCACUGAGAGAGAGAGAGAGAGAGAGAGAGAAAAUAGAAAAAGAAUGAAAAGGGGAAAAAAAAUUAAGAAUAUGUAAACCGUAGUAUUGAUAGAGUUUGUUUUACGUGUGACGUGUAUAGGACAAAAUAUAAUAAUUCGAUAUUAUAGUAUAUUCUUUUUUUUACUGACCAAAAUUUAUACGCUUAGAAACGUUUAUACAUUCUAUGUGAGAGGUAAUCGUAAUUCACGUACAAAUGGAAUAAUUAAAAACAAAAAAAGAGAAAAAGUUAAAAAAAAAAAAAAAAAAAACGAGAAAAAAUUGAGAGCAAAAUUUGACAAAAAAAAAAAGAGAGGAUGUAACAAAAAAAAAAAGGGACGAGCUUCAGGCGAUAUGUCGAUGCGACAUGAUUAAUUUUACGUUUGCUUCUUUCGAUUACAGAUGUCUUUUCUUUUUUCUUUCGUUUUUUUUUCCUAUUAUUAUUAUUAUUAUUAUUAUUAUUAUUAUUUCUCAUCGAGUAGCAAGGUGAAAAAAAAUAAAAUUUCGUUUUCGUGAUGAUCGACUUUGCUCUUCGACGAAUACAAAUUACACUAUAAAGAUGAUUUAGCGCUUACUUUUCCAACGAGAUUCAGCGAUUCUCCUGAAGGGGGGAGGGAUAAAGCACACAUUUAAUUAAUUAUAAUUACAUAAAUAAAAUUAGCUCUGAGUUGUGGCAUAAUUCGCGCGAACAACGAGAAUCAAAACGAGAAUCGGCCAACCGAGGUCCGCGAGCGUGAGUUUCGCGAUCGAUCGAACGAUCCAACGAAUGUCUUUCCUUAUUAUUAUAAUCCUUGUCCAUCCAUGGGUAUAGUGUACGCUUUUGCAAUCACGAGAACGAGCGAUUUCGUGGUAGAUUAAAAAUCGCUCGCGCACUUCUUUCCUUCGAAACACGUGUACGCUCGUUUCGGGUUAUUGAUUGAUUAAUUGAUUAAAAGAAAAGAAAGAAAGGAAAAACAGGAACGAAUCGAGAGACGUAGACGCGGGAGGUAGACUCGAAAAGCGAUCGAUAAAUCGUUGAUCGUUCGGCGAUGCACGCGAACCGUUCGGAUUCGCACCCCCGAUUUCGUUUCUCGUCUCCCUUGUGCUCGCCGCUUGAUGAAAACGACGCGGGGAAUGAACAGAUAUUUGACGAUCGAGCAGGUAGAGCGUCGAUUGUAGGUUGGCGUGUAAAAGAGUGAUUGUUCGAAUGUGCGAGGCAAGAAGAAGAAGAAGAAGUAAAGAAAAAAAAAAGAAAAAGAAAAAAAAAAGGAAAAAGGAAAAAAAAGGAAAAAAAGAAAAACGAAUAUCGCGCAUGUAAUCCGAGAAAGUGUAAUGCAAAAAUAGGUAUAUGAUUAUAUUACAUAAUAUACAUACAAUUGUGAUCGUGAGAGUAUCUGUUGCGAAUAAAAUAAUAAAUUACGAAUAAA